UCUCACCUAUAAAUGGGAGAAAAGACACAAUAAACUCAUCAUCUCCAAUACGACCAAGAUGUUGGGCAACUCUUCGGAAUACAACAACAAUGGUCAAACCCACCAUCCACGCUUCCUCCCCAAGCGCAUAAUUCUACUCCGUCACGGCGAGAGUGCGGGAAACAUCGACGGCAGCGCCUACACCACCACCCCGGACCACAAAAUCCCCUUAACAUCCCAAGGCAUCGAUCAGGCCAAGAAUGCUGGGUGUCGGAUCAGGCAAGUGAUAUCCGAUUCCGGCGAGCGUUCCAACUGGAAAGUGUACUUUUAUGUGUCCCCAUACGAGAGGACCCGCUCCACUCUCCGAGAAAUAGGCCGGGCCUUCCCUAAGAAGAGAGUGAUUGGAGUGAGGGAAGAAUGUCGGGUUAGAGAACAGGAUUUUGGCAAUUUUCAGGUGGCUGAACGGAUGAAGGCUAUUAAGGAGACUAGAGAAAGGUUUGGAAGAUUCUAUUAUCGAUUCCCUGAAGGAGAGUCCGCCGCUGAUGUGUACGAUCGCGUUUCAAGUUUCCUUGAAUCGUUGUGGAGGGACAUAGACAUGAAGAGACUUCAACAUGACACAUCCGAUGAACUUAAUCUGGUCAUCAUAUCCCACGGCCUUGCUAUUCGUGUCUUUCUCAUGAAGUGGUUUAAAUGGACUGCCGAGCAAUUUGAGUACCUGAAUAACCUGGGGAACUGUGAGUUCAGAGUGAUGCAGCUAGGCUUCAGCGGAGAAUACAGUCUAGCAGUCCAUCAUACUGAAACAGAAAUGCUAGAAUGGGGCCUUUCCCCUCAGAUGAUAGCUGAUCAAAAGUGGCGAGCUCAUACAAGUCGAGGUGAUUGGAUUGAGAAAUGUUCAUGGUACCUGGACACAUUCUUCGACCAGUUCGCAGACUCGGAUGCUGAAGAAGACUGAAAACUUAAAAAGGUUAUUUGACUAUUUUUUUUCUCCUGUAAAUGAGUUUGUGAUUUGUUCAAUUCAUAUUGCAUUUGAUAGGAGAGAGGAUACUCUAGUGUUCUUUAUUCUGCUAUACUGACUAUAACAUGUACUAUUUUAGUUCAAGGUGAAGUAUAGAAAUUGAUCUCAAUAUUUACUAAUGCUUUUCUGUAUGGACUUGUUUCCUUGUAUGAUAUCAAACGGCAUUGAUUC
Messenger RNA from Olea europaea var. sylvestris, 1165 nucleotides. Its product is annotated as phosphoglycerate mutase-like protein AT74. The record is from RefSeq and is a predicted model, not a curated record. The transcript is spliced from 2 exons. Lineage: Eukaryota; Viridiplantae; Streptophyta; Magnoliopsida; Lamiales; Oleaceae. Bases 59 to 931 code for a protein of 290 amino acids. Gene Ontology annotation, molecular function: phosphatase activity.